Molecule: messenger RNA, 2384 nt
Organism: Electrophorus electricus (electric eel)
Lineage: Eukaryota; Metazoa; Chordata; Actinopteri; Gymnotiformes; Gymnotidae
Gene: aamp
Product: angio-associated, migratory cell protein
Cellular component (GO): cytosol
Molecular function (GO): protein binding
Source: RefSeq, a predicted model, not a curated record
ACGACUUCCGCAUGUUAUUUGGGGAAACGUCACAGCUAGGUUCAGAAACUAACACGUGAAUUUGGCACGGGGAUAUUUUUAACUAAACUUUGGUUGUUUUAAUACCAACUGAACUCGCCAUAAAGUAUCUAUUACCCGAGUUUGGUGAAACGGGGACGUGGUUUGGGGUCCUCAGCGCCUGGGCAGUGUUGGUGUUCGGCUGAAGCUGAGGGUAGCUGGCUGACCCACCGUCUCGUCCCGUCAUGGAUGAUCCUGAACACGGCGCCGUGCAGAUUCACGGCGACGAGGAAAUCAUCGAGGUUAUUGAGCUGAAUGAGACGGAACAGACGCCAGAUGACCUGGCGGAGGAAUUCGACGAUGUGGAUUUCGCUGAGGCAGGGAACGUGGACGAUGAAGGAUGGGAGACUGAGGAUGAGAUGGACGCGGAGCAAGACGAUAGCGAGCUCACGUUUUCCAGACAUACCGGCUCUGUGUUCUGCGUCAGCUUGGACCCGGUGACAAAUAAUCUUGCCGUCACGGGUGGUGAGGAUGACAAAGCUUUCGUAUGGAGAGUCACCGACGGAGAGCUGCUGUUUGAAUGCACAGGCCACAAGGACUCUGUCACGUGUGCAGUCUUCAGCCAUGACUCAAAGCUGGUGGCGUCUGGAGACAUGAGCGGACUUAUCAAAGUGUGGCGGGUCGAGACCAAAGAGGAGAUUUGGUCUUUCGAAAUAGGAGAUCUAGAGUGGUUACAGUGGCACCCUCAUGCGCCAGUCCUGCUGGCAGGUGCUGCUGACGGCAACGUUUGGAUGUGGAAGAUUCCGAGCGGGGAGUGCAAGACGCUUCAGGGCCCCAACUGUCAGGCGACAAGCGGAAAAAUCCUCCCCGAUGGCAGAAGAGCAGUGGUGGGUUAUGAGGAUGGGACACUGCGUCUGUGGGACCUCAAGCAAGGCAACACCAUCUACGUCAUUAAAGGCCAAGACGGCCACCAGGGGGCACUGACGUCUAUGGAGUGUAACAAAGAUGGCACACUGGUCCUCACGGGGUCAGUGGACGGACAGGCUAAACUCAUCAACACUUCAACAGGCAAGGUGGUGGGCUGUCUAUCACUGGACAACAGCGACACGGGAAACACGGUGGAGGAGCAGGAUUCCAAUUCCGUGGAGUCUGUAGGCUUUUGUAACGUGCUUCCCCUCGUGGCUGUGGCGUAUCUGGACGGCACUCUAGCUAUUUACGACUUGUCCACACAGAGCCUUAGACACAGCUGUAAGCAUGAGGUCGGCAUCGUGCAUCUGCAGUGGGAGGAGGCAUCAGCAAUGGUGGCAGUCUGUAAUCUGGGUGGGGUGGUCACUCUGUGGGAUGGGCGGUCAGGAAGCAUGGUGUCCGAGUACCAUGGACACUCAGCAGAGAUCCUGGACUUCACCCUCAACAGAGAGGCGUCAGUUGCAGUGACGGCAGGCGGCGACCACAAAGCCAAAGUCUUCUGUCUUCAGCGGCCCGAUCGGUAGGAAGACGGGACUCCUGUACCCUAGCCUUCCGUCGGACCGCCUCGCGUCCAAACUGCCUCCUCAAAGAAGGAUCUUGCUCACUAAUUCUGUUUUUUUAAUGAUCAAGUCUGGCUCUUUCUCACUUCUGCAGACUGCCGUUUCAACUACUGGUCAUUUUGAGAAACCCGUGUAGAAGAGUUACUGGGCAUUGUGAUCCUUUGGGUGGAAAAAAAGGUGUCAUUCAGAAAAGGUUUUGGUUACGUAUAAUCUGAAAUGUACAUUCAAACCAUUUUAAUUGGACUGAUGGAUAAAGAAUAUUGGGAAUUUUGUUAUUGUGAAUGAAAGUGAAAUAAUUUGGACGGGUCUAUUGAUUCCUGCCAUGUUCACACUUAAGGCCACAUGUGUAGUCUUGUGUUUUGGUUUGGUUUCUUUGACCCCUUGAAGGAACAUCAUGUGUGUUUUAUGCAGUUGACUAUUAGUACAGCUGAACCUUAGGCUACAAAUGAUAAUCCAGCUUUCAUCUUUCUCAUUUAAUACCCAGUUUGUUCUGUAAUACAGAAUAUUUGUUGACCUGAGAAUUAUAGCAGACAGUCUGGGGACAUGAGGAUAAUGGUGAAUGGAAUUUCCGGUGGUUGGACCAUAUCAUUUUAAGUGGAAACUGCGUUUGGUUCUGUGAUGUAAAUCGUCCAGUUCAUCCAGUUGAACAGAAAUUAAGCCAAUAUGUUUGCAUGAAUUUAAUACAAAAAAAAAGCUAUUGAUGGAAAGGACACACCUAAGCUUUCUAAAGAAGAGAUUUAGAAAUUAUAAACCUUUUUGCAUUUUAGGGCAUCUUAUGGUUUGAUCUGCCAAGUUACACUUAACUUUUGUUUGAGGGUUGUUUAUGCUUAUCAAAAAUAAAUCGUUUUGUGUGAACGUGCA